Gasterosteus aculeatus aculeatus (three-spined stickleback) is the source of this 1993-nucleotide messenger RNA. Its product is annotated as phosphoribosyl pyrophosphate synthase-associated protein 1. Gene Ontology annotation, cellular component: cytoplasm; ribose phosphate diphosphokinase complex. NCBI's taxonomy places the organism in Eukaryota, Metazoa, Chordata, Actinopteri, Perciformes, Gasterosteidae. Gene Ontology annotation, molecular function: ATP binding; ribose phosphate diphosphokinase activity; magnesium ion binding. The record is from RefSeq and is a predicted model, not a curated record. Gene Ontology annotation, biological process: purine nucleotide biosynthetic process; 5-phosphoribose 1-diphosphate biosynthetic process.
CGUGGCGUUUUCUCUCCUGCUCGCGACCGCAUUGCUGCAAAGUUUACAGUUGGCACGUUUGAAUGCGAGCUGCGGACUUUAGAAGUUUCCCCACCGUACGGGGGCCCGAGGCGGUGUUUGUGGCGCUCGUUCGUUCGUCUUCAUGCUAACGCGACCCGGCGUUCGUGUUGUGGAGACGGGGAAGAGCCAGAGACCGCGGCGGCUUCGGCGCUAAAGCGGCGGUUCGCUGGCCGACGCGCGCCCUCUUGGACUUUAGUUUCCACACGGAGCGGCACGUCUUUUUUUAAACAAAGUCCCGUUUUUUUCUCCCCAAAACACGCGUGUCUCCACGGUGGAAGUCCGAACCACCCAGCGUGUGGAUUUCAGUUUUGAAACCCCUGUGAAGGACUCUUUUUUUUUUUCUUCUUUUUUUUUUUCUUUUGUUUUGUUUUCCUCCUUUCUCGUGGUGCGGGGGGGAACUUAGCCGAACACACACCGGGUUGGAAGCAAUAUGCCCAUUAGGCAUUUCGGGGGUCACAGGUCACUCGUCUCUCGCUCUCAGCCCCUGAAGUUUUCCUACGGUUCCGAGAAAAUGAACGCCUCCAAAGGUGGCUACCGGGUCUUCUCCGCCAACUCCUCCGCCGCCUGCACCGAGCUGGCCAAGAAGAUUACGGAGCGCCUGGGUGUGGAGUUGGGCAAGUCGUUGGUUUAUCAAGAGCCAAAUCGAGAGACUCGAGUGGACGUGAGAGAGUCCGUCCGUGGACAAGACAUCUUCAUCAUUCAGACCAUUCCCAAAGAUGUCAACACGGCCAUCAUGGAGCUCCUCGUUAUGGCCUACGCCCUGAAGACGUCCUGCGCCAACAACAUCAUCGGGGUCAUUCCCUACUUUCCCUACAGCAAGCAGUGCAAGAUGAGAAAGAGAGGAUCUGUUGUCUGCAAGCUGCUGGCAUCCAUGUUGGCCAAAGCCGGGCUAACCCACAUCAUCACCAUGGACCUCCACCAGAAAGAAAUCCAGGGCUUCUUCAGCUUCCCUGUAGACAACCUCCGAGCUUCCCCUUUCCUCAUCCAGUACAUCCAGGAAGAGGUCGCGGACUACAGGAAUGCAGUAAUUGUUGCAAAGUCCCCUUCAGCUGCCAAGAGAGCCCAGUCCUACGCCGAGAGGCUGCGCCUCGGGCUGGCAGUGAUGCACGGGGAGGCCCAUCAUUCGGAGCUGGACAUGGUUGAUGGACGAAACUCGCCCCCGUUCUCCCCCCCCUCCAACCGCACCACCACAGGACACACCGGCCUGGAGCUGCCAUGCAACAGACAUCUAACCCCAUUUCCUGGAAUAGAGCUCCCAAUAAUGAUGGCAAAGGAGAAGCCACCAAUCACUGUCGUUGGAGAUGUGGGAGGCAGAAUCGCCAUCAUUGUUGAUGACAUCAUAGAUGAUUUGGAGGACUUUGUUGCAGCAGCAGAAAUCCUGAAGGAGAGAGGAGCCUACAAGAUCUACAUCAUGGCUACACACGGCCUGCUGUCCGGAGAUGCUCCAAGAUUAAUAGAAGAGUCUGCUAUCGACGAGGUGGUGGUGACCAACACCGUUCCUCAUGAGGGGCAGAAGCUUCAGUGUCCAAAAAUCAAAACCGUGGAUGUCAGCAUGGUCCUCGCUGAGGCCAUCCGGCGGACCCACAACGGGGAGUCCAUGGCCUACCUGUUCCGCAACAUCGCUGUCGACGACUGAGGCAACGCACACUCUCCCCUCCCCCUUCUCGCACACCGAAUGCUGAACCCGUCGGUCCCGUUUGUUUUGCUGAUAAACAUGAUUGGCUAUAUUCACUGCAUGUAACAUAUGAAGCGACUCGAACUGCUUUAUUCCUCAUGUUGCAAAGUGGGACCGCACAGACCAUACAAACUGUUUCACUUCACUAAUACUGUACCUGCUUCCUACCGGCUAAAAACACCCGUGAUACAAUGUAUCCUGUGCAGCCUCUCGGCACGCUGCAGAAUUUGGCAAAUAAAAAGAUUCAUCUGGAGUCAA